CUUUUCGGAGUCACACUCGUUCUUUACACGGUUCUCGGAGCGGCGCCUCUUUUGUGGAUUAGUUUUGCGACACUUGAGUUAGGAAUAAUCGGCAGUUAUGGGUAUCCCUAUGUACCAUGAGCCUUCUUCCGCAGAGGCCACUAAAAACAACAGCGUCAAGGACCCUUGUGCUGCCGCUCGCUCUGCAAUUCGUCGCCAGGCCACUGUCCGCCGCCCUUCGCGUUAUGGCGGUUCUGCUUGGCGCGGUGGCACUCUGCGCUCCCCAUUUCCUCCCCCUAUAAUUGAUGAGGUAGAGCGCGAGGCGAGCGGACUACCGCGUCAUUCGCAUUCACCAGCUUCGAUGCCCACACGUUCCAGCGAUCCCUUUGACCUCAACAGCAGCCUGGCCGACACCAGUCGGCGGUUGCGAAUGAUUGAUGACGCUCUUCGUCAUCGGCCAAGUCAUAGGCUACGGAUACCGCGAACCUCGACUCUAUCAGAUUUGAACUCGCGCUCUGCCGCUGACGCGAAUGCCCGGCUAGAAUCUCAGGAUCAUCUCCCUCUCACGCCCCGAUUCGCUCCUGCCGUCGCAUAUCAUAGAUCUUCAACACCUUUGGUAGGCUCAGAUUUUCUUCGGCGGUCACCUCAUGAUGGUCUUGGUGAUGAGGCUCCGGCAGGAUCAUUCAUACCUUUAUUGCGACGCAUCGGUCAGCGCUCCAUCAACGAUACGAGUCUGACAGGCCGUGGGCCGUUUAUCGACGGCCUAGGAGACCGCCAAAGAAGCGUUGACUUAGAUGACGACCACGCUAACGAUGCUUGGGAAACCCUUUUGACUACUAUAACGCCCGAUACCAAUCUUCCCAGUGCUGAUUCUUCUUUCACUUCCGCAUCUGCCUCUGGGUCGACUGGUUCGCAUAAUGAAACUUUGAGAAGUUCUGCAACAUCACUCGAGUCCGUUCUGAACCCUGUGCCUUCCACAGUACCCACAUUUCAGAUGACGCUUAAUCCUUACCAAGAGUCUACGAUCCCUUGUGACUACCCCAGUUCCACCGAUUCGGAUACCGAGUCAGACGGCGAAAUCACCCAACAAUCGCUAUUCCGGCGCUACCGCCGUCGUAUGCGAGAGGUCGAGUCCUUGAGACGCUCGCAAAACCGCCAAUCGGUUAUUAACAAUGCUUCUUCUAUUCCCACUAUAUCUCUUGCCUUCUCCGAUUCCUCCGCGGACCAGGAUCUACAGAACAUGCAAGCCAUUCUGGAUCGUCUUGCCCGUCGUGAAUAUGUUCCUGAUGAAUGGUGGGCUGCAGCCGGACUGUCUCGCACCAUUGAUCAGAGGACACGGGCGGGCGAUGAUUCCGACAGUACUCCCGGGCCAGAAGGUCCUACUAGGCAUAGAUAA
Aspergillus nidulans FGSC A4 is the source of this 1375-nucleotide messenger RNA. RefSeq lists its product as uncharacterized. The record is from RefSeq and is a predicted model, not a curated record. NCBI's taxonomy places the organism in Eukaryota, Fungi, Ascomycota, Eurotiomycetes, Eurotiales, Aspergillaceae. The transcript is spliced from 2 exons. The coding region runs from base 98 to 1375 and encodes 425 amino acids.